AUGGCAGCAUCCCAGAGUAUUGUGACCCAAGAGAUUGUGCGGGAGUACCAGACUGAAGUGAUCAUCCUCCCUGUCCUUCUAGUGGGUGUCUUUGUCAUCCUGUUAGGUGUGAUCCUUUGGCUCCGCUAUCGAAGCUGGAGGUCGAAGCAACAGCAACUGCCCAGAAGCCAAGCUGUUGCCCCAUUGCCAGCAAAGGACAAGAACCAGAAGGAACACAGUGAGUCAGAGAACACCUAUAUCCAGCUGAGUGAGACAACUGUGGAGAGUCUACUAAGAUCUGCAGCCUUGACUCUGAAGGAGCUGGAAAUACCACAAGACAGACUCAUACCAGGGUCCUUGGAGCUGAUACACAAUGGCAGUUUUGGGGGAAUCUACAGAGCGGAAUUUGAGACUGGGAAACCUGGGAAGACUAAGACAGUCAUCCUGAAAGCCUUACAGGACACUGCUGGACCCAGUGAGGUGAAGGAUUUCCUGGGAAGGAUUAAGUUCCAUCAGUCCCUUGGUCAUCAUGAUAACAUGGUUGAACUGAUAGGAUGUUGUGUAGUCCAGCUGCCCCUUUAUAUGAUCCUGGAGGAUGUGUCCCAUGGGGACCUCCUGAACUUCUUGUGGACCUGCCGCAGGGACGUAAUGACCAUGGAUGGUAUCCCGUAUGACCUCACAGAGAGGCAGGUAUAUAAAGUCGGGCAGCAGGUUGCAGCUGCCUUGGAGUUUCUCCAGCAGAAGAAGCUGUUCCAUGGGGAUGUGGCAGCCAGAAAUGUCCUGAUCCAGUCUGACUUCACUGCCAAGCUCUGUGGGCUGGGCCUGGCCUAUGAAACCCACACCUAUGGCACCAGCUGUGUCAGACAGAUUGUGCCACUCAAGUGGCAGGCACCAGAGCGGCUAUUAAUGAAACCUCCCAGCAUCAAGUCAGACAUAUGGUCCUUUGGAAUCUUACUCUAUGAGAUGAUCACAUUAGGGGCUCCACCAUUUCCUGAGGUGCCACCUUCUGAUAUCCUACAACACCUUCAGAGAUGGAAGAUCAUGAAGAGGCCCUCCACCUGCCAGCCAGCUAUGUAUGGUAUCAUGAAGUCCUGUUGGCGGUGGAGUGCAACAGACCGGCCGCCACCCGCAGAGCUGAUCAAGCGCCUGCAAACAGCAGCCAAGAGCAGCAAUGACCAAGUGGUGCUCCAGGUGCCUGAGCUGGUGGUGCCUGAACUAUAUGCUGAUGUGGCUGGCGUUGAUUUGGGGAGUCUCGCCAGGGACUACACUGUGCUCUGAAGCAUGCCUCUGUGUACUGGGAAGGACUGGAUCUCUGACUUUGCCCCUCUUUGGGGAUACAAGGGGCUGACCCCUCUGGAACUCAGAAUGAAGUGUGCAUUGGGAGGGGUUUCUCUAAUUUUUUUUAAUGCAGAAUGUAGUUAAGAGGGUGGGAAGUUCUGAAAUAAACACUAGAAUCCAGAAGGGACUCCCAACUCACCACCUUGAAAUUGACAAAUAUACCCUGCACCACUCAAAUGCUUCUCUAUGUUAUGACUGGCUGCACUGACGGGGACCAACCAAACAGAAACAAUCAUUCUGAGUGACCUCAAGGAGGUUAUGAAGGUGGCCUCAAGGUUCAGUUAUGAAGUUGUACAGCUUUGAGUGAAUGAAGUCUGUGACAAGGAAGCAUUCCAGUACCACCAUAAGGAGAAGGGUGGGGUGGUAAAAAGUCUUGUCACCCAUGACCCCCCACUUUUGCUGCUUUUUCCAGUCAUACAUAUGAAGAGAAGACUUCGACCUGCAGCAAUGGCAGCUACUUGGACGGGACUGAAAGCUGUCUACAAGGAUUUACAAAAAGUGGACACCAUGGAUGGAUUAGAUGAUACCAAAUAAUUAUUUUCCAUCUCUAACUCCUUUAUUAACUGAGGGCCCAUUCAAAUGAAGGGUAAUAUUGCUUUUCAACAUUCCACCCCAUGGAUAGACCUCUCAGGUGCUUUAUGCCAUAACCAACUGCAAAAUAGUAGACACUGUGUAUUCUGAUAGAAUGAAAUACCCUGAAUGUUAAGGAAUGCAGCAGAGAUAGCUAUAUUAACGUAUCACUUGAUACAGGAAUGAAGGAUGUACCACUUGAUGCAGGAAUGUGUCUUGUUUUGUGGCGAGUGGCAGGGGCAGCGAGUUGUAUGGGCCCAUGGUGCCCGGGCUCCAGCAAAUUCAGGGCCUUCGGGGGCCCAGCUCCACCAAUGUUCGG
Molecule: messenger RNA, 2206 nt
Organism: Mauremys reevesii (Reeves's turtle)
Lineage: Eukaryota; Metazoa; Chordata; Testudines; Geoemydidae
Product: tyrosine-protein kinase STYK1-like
Exons: 9
Coding region: 1-1257 (418 amino acids)
Biological process (GO): cell surface receptor protein tyrosine kinase signaling pathway; multicellular organism development; positive regulation of kinase activity
Cellular component (GO): signaling receptor complex
Molecular function (GO): transmembrane receptor protein tyrosine kinase activity; ATP binding
Source: RefSeq, a predicted model, not a curated record